GCUCAGAACCUUAAAGAACAAGGACCGGAUCAGAUUCACAGGUUGUCACUGGCUAAAGUUAAACAAGGAAAAUUGAGGCGAUAGGUUGUCAGAGAUCUAACUUGCAAAGCCCACAUGUCAAUCGAGACAGAAACUACUUGCGACCGUGAGAAACGGCCACCGAUUCUGCGAUCAACAUGGCUGCAAAUUCGGAUGGGAAUGAGGAGCUACAUGGAACGCAAGUAAACCCGGAUAUAGUUUCUCUAAUUCUUCAGCGUUUUAGCGACUGUGACAUGUUCAAUGUGACGAAAUUCUACCAACCCAGAUUGGUACAGGCGAUGGAACAAGGAGUGAAAGGGGUCAGCCUAACAUUGACAUUCAAAGAACAAUUUAAUGCGGAAGAACAUCAGAUGGUCACCGAACUUGCAGACAAGGGGCGUGAAGCAGAAAGCUCCGCACUUCUCCUGGAUAUGGCGAUGACGAAAGGUCCCUUAGCCCAAAGAGUUAUGUGGGAAUCCUUUGCAAAUAUGCGUCAUGGAGUACCUAAACUGGACAGCAUUUUGAAAGAAGUGGAGGAACACGGUACCACUCUUCCAAGCUAUGCAGCCAUCCCAGAAAGAAUACCGGAAGUACCCAGUCACCUGAAAGGUGCUCACAAGAAACACAAAGAAAUGCUCCGAAAGCUGAAUGAGACAUUUGAAAUGAAGACAGGCCCGAUGAAGGAAAAGGUUAAGAUUUCCCAGCUGGGUGACCGAUACACCGAAUUGACGAUCAUUUCUCCGAUUCGACAAUGGAAGCUGGUGGAGCAUGAGCUAUUGGCACGUGGCAAAGAUCAUGAAGACUGCAGAGAAUGGUAUCUAAAGAAAAAUCUGGAAAAAAUCCGCAUUGAUCAGUUAUUUCGAAGUAGCUUUUCCCGGGAAGUCCGUUUGGUGAAGAGAUCGAACGGGCAUGCUGAGGAAUUUAAUUCAGGGUGUUCAGCGGCUGCCUGUGGAGUCCCGGGGAUUGGAAAAACAACCUUGGUGCAGAAAAUAGUUCACGAUUGGGCCACGGGGACCCUAUACCCAGAGUUUCAAUUUGUUUUCAGUUUUAAAUUCCGUGAUCUGAACGGCAUUAACGGCAAAGUGACUUUGAAACAGCUGAUUUUAGAUUCAUCUCCUGAUCUGAAGAAUGUUAUAGAAGAGAUCUGGAGGAAUCCAACUGUUUUGAUGUUUAUAUUUGACGGUUUUGAUGAAUUCAAGUGCCAUGUCGAUUUUAAUGACAGUGGGAAAGACACAAAACCUCAGCAUAUCUGCACAGAUCCCGAAUGUCUUUGUGAAGUAUCUGACAUUGUGUACAGUCUGAUACAGCGCAAGCUGCUCCCAGGAUGUUCAGUGCUACUGACCACCCGUCCCACUGCGUUACAUUUGCUGGAAAAAGCGCAGAUCAAUCCCUGGGUUGAAAUCAUGGGAUUUGUUGGUAAGGAACGGAAAGAAUAUUUCAACAGGUUUUUUGAAGAUCAGGCGGUGGCAGCAGCUGUUUUCGAACACGUUAGGGAGAACGAGAUCCUGUACACCAUGAGCUACAACCCCUCCUACUGCUGCAUUCUAGGCCAGACACUGGGACCCUUCUUCACACAAAGAGACAGGGAGCUGCAGCUAAUUCCCAAGACCAUCACCCAAUUAUAUUCUUUUUUUAUUUACGACAUCCUUAAGAAACAUGUCACGGGGACUGAAAAUUGUCAAGAUAUGUUGCUGAGAGUUGGUAAGAUGGCCUUCAAAGGAGUGACCGAGAAGAAAAUUGUGUUUAGAAACGAAGAUUUGAUCGAACACAAUCUGCAGCCUUCCCAGUUCAUGUCCAGUUUCCUGGUGGAACUUUUGGAGAGAGAAGGUUGUACCCAGAGGGUGGUGUACACAUUCCCACACCUUACCAUCCAAGAGUUUGUAGCCGCACUCGCACAAUUCCUGACUCCAGAUCCUGGGGAUAUCUGGAAACUCCUCACUGAAACUCACAGCGAGAAAGAUGGGCGAUUUGAGGUAUUUCUGCGGUUUGUUGCUGGUCUCUCCUCCCCUGGGUCAGCUCGACCACUGCAAGAGUUUCUGGGACCAUUUCCUCACGAAACAACAUGCCGAGUUAUUGACUGGGUGAAGGAGAAGGUGAAAAACCAGAUUGGAAGCACGUGGAGUGAAACCGGUAAAAGGAACCUGUUGAACACAUUGCACUUUCUGUUUGAGUCUCAGAAUCCUGGACUUGCUGAAACUACGCUGGGCUCUGUACCAAGCCUUAGAUUUGGAGACUCGGACUCUGAGAAGGCAUUAUCACUCACACCAAUUGACUGUGCAGUGCUGUCGCAUGCUAUUAAACUCUGUCGUAAAAUAAGCCAGCUUGAUCUUCGGAACUGUUUUCUUCAGUGUGAAGGGCUCCUGCGCCUUGAACCGGUCCUGCAUAAAUGCCAAGUGUUGAGGUUGGAAGGAAAUAACCUGGGAGAUUCCGGAAUAAAAAUACUGUCCAAGAUUUUGACUGAACCUAAGUCAGAAAUACAAGCAUUGGGACUGGAUAAUAACAAUCUAACGCAUUCCUGUGUCGAAGAUCUAGUCUCCUCUGUUACUGCAAACUCGUCGUUGACAGAGCUGGGGCUGGGUAAUAACAAACUCGGAGAUUCCGGAGUGAAACGAUUAUGUGCAGCUCUGAGGAACCCUGAGUGUAAAAUACAGAAACUACGCCUGAAUAACAACAAUCUUACAGCCUCUUGUGCUGAGGAUCUGGCCUCGGCUCUCUGCACAAACCGGUCACUGACGCAGGUUGACCUGGGUGAUAAUGAACUGGAAGAUUCUGGAGUGGAACUGAUAUCUGCAGCUCUGAGGAAACUGGACUGUAAAAUACAGACAUUGCGUCUGAACAAUAACGGACUCACGGCUUCUUGUGCCGAAAUUUUCGCUCCUGCUCUCAGUACAAACCGUUCUCUGAAGGAGCUGGACCUGGGUCACAAUAAACUGGGAGAUUCAGGAAUGAAGCGACUGACCGUUGCUCUAAGGGACUCAAACUGUCCAAUAGAGGAACUGGGGGUGAAUAACAACGGUCUAACUGCCUUUUGUGCCGAGGAUCUUGCCUCCGCGCUCUGCACAACACCUUCGCUGACGAAGCUGGAAGUGGGCGAUAACAAUCUGGGAGAUUCAGGUGUGAAGGUGCUAUCUACAGCUCUGAGGGACCCAGACUGUAAAAUACAGAAACUUUGCCUGAAUAAAAACGGUCUUACCGCCUCUUGUGCCCAAGAUCUCGCCUCCACUGUCAAUACAACGCCAACGCUGACUGAACUACAUCUGGGUGAAAACGAAUUGGGAGAUUCUGGAGUGAAAGUGUUGUCUGCGGCUCUCAGGGACCCAGACUGUAACAUACAGGAGCUGAGUCUAAAUAAUAACGGUCUGACAGCUUCUUGUGCCCGGGAUCUUGCCUCCGCUCUCAUCACUAAUCCCUCAUUGACGGAACUCUCACUGGGUGAUAAUAAUUUGGGAGAUUCGGGAGUGAAACUGCUGUCUGAAGCUCUGAAGGACACAGAAUGCAAGAUACAGGAAUUGCGAUUGAACAAUAACGGCCUCACGCCGUCUUGUGCAGAGGAUCUUGCAUCUGCGCUCGUGAAAAAUGACUCGUUGACGGGAUUGUACCUGAACGACAAUAAACUGGGAGACACAGGAAUGAAAGUGCUGAACGAAGCUCUGAUGGAUCCAGAAUGUAAGAUAGAGAAACUGGGACUUGCCAGAAUUGGGAUCUCUAAUUCCUGUUCCGAGGAUCUCAUCUCCAGUCUCAGUACAGUUCAAAAAAUGAAGCAUGUCAACCUGGGAUCUAGCUUAUCAUCAGACCAACCUAGUUCCCCUUUCUCCACUACUAAUCAGCAGGAGUCUGGAGCAGAUUCAUCUGGGACAGAAUCUGCUUAGACUUAACGGGCUAGAACAGCCGCUUCUGCUGCAGGGAACAGGACUCCACGUGAUAGUGCGAACCUGCUGAACACACCGUUUGUGCAUUGUCGGUUACUUUGUAUAAAGAUAAGCUUCUCUUGAUAUGGACAAUAUUUUACUAAUUCUAUUUGUAAUGCUUUACAAUAUCAAUCGUUAUCUCAAUACAAGGCAAUAAAUCUCUUCCUAUAAAA
Pristis pectinata (smalltooth sawfish) is the source of this 4099-nucleotide messenger RNA. Its product is annotated as NACHT, LRR and PYD domains-containing protein 3-like. NCBI's taxonomy places the organism in Eukaryota, Metazoa, Chordata, Chondrichthyes, Rhinopristiformes, Pristidae. The record is from RefSeq and is a predicted model, not a curated record. Gene Ontology annotation, molecular function: protein binding. Bases 177 to 3887 code for a protein of 1236 amino acids. The transcript is spliced from 16 exons.